AAGAGAAGCACUUUGCAGAGGGAAGUCAAAGUGUGCACUCCAGAUUUUAAAGAUGCACUUCUUGAGCUUCCUUCUUACCUUUGUCAUUGCAAUGACCUUAUCCAAUGCCCAGUGUUUUUAUGAACCCAUCCAAGACCAGCAAGUAUCCAACAAAAAAGGCUGCUUUAGGGAUGGAGAGAUGCAUGACUUUGGUGUCUACUGGUACACCAAGGAUUGCUUACGCUGUUAUUGCACCCGAGAAAUAGUGGCCUGUUGCAACAUAGCUGUCACCCCUGUUGGCUAUGACCAAGAGAAAUGUGAGUCUGUUUUCGACGUGGAAUCCUGCAGCUACCAGGCCUUAAGGUAGUUGGAGCUGGUCCCAAGCCGGUUUUCACUGACCAGAUAGCAAAAGCACGGGUCUGACAACCACCAAUCAAGUGUUAACACUGCAAGGACCUUUGUCUGAAUGUGUAUAAAGGAUCUGUAAAAUGUGUGUAAGACAGAGUUUUUGUACUAAGGUGCAAAGCUCUCCUUUCUUCUGCAGAAUAAAGCAACUCUUCCUUA
Malaclemys terrapin pileata is the source of this 543-nucleotide messenger RNA. RefSeq names its product beta-microseminoprotein-like. Bases 53 to 346 code for a protein of 97 amino acids. Lineage: Eukaryota; Metazoa; Chordata; Testudines; Emydidae. The transcript is spliced from 5 exons. The record is from RefSeq and is a predicted model, not a curated record.